Messenger RNA from Falco peregrinus (peregrine falcon), 2484 nucleotides. RefSeq names its product HDGF like 3 (gene HDGFL3). The record is from RefSeq and is a predicted model, not a curated record. Gene Ontology annotation, cellular component: nucleus. Gene Ontology annotation, biological process: regulation of transcription by RNA polymerase II. The transcript is spliced from 6 exons. Lineage: Eukaryota; Metazoa; Chordata; Aves; Falconiformes; Falconidae. Gene Ontology annotation, molecular function: double-stranded DNA binding; transcription coregulator activity. Bases 507 to 1118 code for a protein of 203 amino acids.
GUUUUCGGUCGCUGCCCGAGGAGUAAUUCGGAGGAGACGGCUCCAUAUUCCCGCGGCCGCGGCGGCUGCGGCGGGGAUGGAGCGGGCGGCGCGGGCGGCGUAGCCAGCUCGCACGGGGGGGGCCGCGGGCAGCGCCGCGCCCGCCCGCCGCCGCGGGGUGAGGGCUCCCCGGCCGCCCCCGCCCGGCCAGGCGCCCCGCCGCCAGCCGGCUCCCUGGUACCGGGGGCUGCUGGGGUUGUGUCCAAGGCCUCCCCCUCCCCCGCGUACACACUCACACACUCACACACACUCGCACACUCACACACGCACACCCCAUCUCCUCCUGCCGCCGCCGCCGCCGGAGAGAGCGGGGAUUGCCCGCGGCCCGGCCCCGCUCCCGGCUGCGCCCCGUGCCCGGGCGCAUCGCACCCCACGGGGGCUCGCCCGGCUGCCCCCGGGGCGGCGUGUGCGGGGCGGGGGGUGUGGGCGGGCGGGGGGACACACGGCGGCUCCCGCGGCGGCUCCCGAUGGCUCGUCCGCGGCCCCGAGAAUACAAGGCUGGAGACCUGGUGUUCGCCAAAAUGAAGGGGUACCCGCACUGGCCGGCCCGGAUUGAUGAACUCCCUGAAGGAGCCGUGAAGCCUCCAGCAAAUAAAUACCCCAUCUUCUUUUUCGGGACUCAUGAAACUGCAUUCCUGGGGCCCAAAGACCUUUUCCCAUAUAAAGAAUAUAAAGAUAAGUUUGGGAAGUCGAACAAGCGAAAAGGAUUUAAUGAAGGCCUGUGGGAAAUAGAAAACAACCCUGGAGUAAAGUUUACUGGAUAUCAGGCAAUUCAGCAACAGAGCUCCUCAGAAACUGAAGGAGAAGGAGGAAAUACAGCAGAUGCCAGCAGUGAGGAGGAAGGUGAUCGGGUAGAAGAGGAUGGAAAAGGAAAAAGAAAGAAUGAAAAAGCAGGCUCAAAACGGAAAAAAUCCUACACUUCAAAGAAAUCCUCCAAGCAGUCACGGAAAUCUCCUGGAGAUGAAGAUGAUAAGGACUGCAAAGAGGAAGAAAAUAAGAGCAGCUCUGAUGCUGGGGACGCAGGCAAUGACACAAGAAACACUUCUUCAGAUUUGCAGAAAACCAGUGAAGGGACUUAACCAACAUAAUGACUGCUGAAUAUUAAGGGAAAAUACAAGAAGGUUACAUGUUUGGUUGUCUAAUAUUCUUGGAUUUGAUAUGAGUCACCACAUCUGUUCAUUACUAUCAUCAACAGCAUCCCAGUUUGUAUGCACAUUAUUCACAUUCCUAUCUGUUGUGUUUGCAGAAAUGACAUUUUACCCUUUUUUCUAAGGGUUACUUUUUGAUUUUCAUAUUAUUUGGUUGCAUGAAGUUGCCCUUUACCAGUGGCUGAGGUUUAUGAAGAUAUCGCAUACUUGAACAUGAUUUAGAUUCCUUUUCUAGAUAGAAAAGGUGUAACUCCAAAUUAUAUCAUUCUAAAUCAGCAAUUUUUAAGAACAAGUAAAUCUUAGAAAUGAGUCCCCUCCAUACAAUACUACAAUAUCUUCCACGUACAAACAUGAUUUUAGAUUUCCCUAUAUCCAUACUUUGAUUUUUGAUCAGUUUACAACACAAAAGAAAAAUUCUUCUUCAGUUGAGAUCACCACCAAGUUCAAUAAUGUAAUAAAAUACCUUUCCUUAUUAGAAGUACCUAGCUAGUUAUACUCUUAAUACUUCUCAAAAUCAUGAUGUAAUGUACACUAUCUGACUUAGUUCCUAUAUGUGAAGUUAGUGAAAGUCUUUUUGUGUUUCUUUAGAUUAAUACAAGGAUUUUUUCCAAUGCCAACUCAAUUUGAAAUCAUUCAUUUGGAUGCUUUCCAUUUUUAAGCUUACUGUGAUAUAGAACCCUAUGGGAAACCAAAAGAAAACAUCAAUUUUAAAUAAUGAAAGGCUUAAAAAAGGAUGCUGUCAUUCUGGCUUUUUUUUUUCCUUUUGGAAAUAGAACUAGACUAGUAAGUAAGCAUUCCAAAUCCAUUAUUCUGUGUACAUUAUUGUUGCUAUUGUGAUAAUAGAGAUUUUUAUUUAUUUUUAUGCCAGCUUUUAUUGUGAAAACAUAUUUAGUCUGGUUUUACCAAUCCUUGUUAUGCUUGUCCUUGGAACAUCUUUUGCGUAUUCAAGGUUUGUAGUUGAUGAGUUUACUGUAAAAAACUAAAAAAAAACCACAACAAAAAAAACAACAAAAAAAACCAAAACAAAAAGAAACAAAAAAAUGUAUUGUUUUUACAGAAUAAAUUUAUUGGAAUGUGUAUUGGGAGUAAGGUUUGAGGUUGUAAGCAACUAAGUUAGCGUCAUAUUUGGCUUCAUACGUGUAAUAAUGUGAGGUAUUAAUGUAAGUCAAGUAUUAAAGCAAAACAUUCUGUUAACAUGAGUUGACCAUAAUAGAUACAAGUGCAGGUGAGAUCUUUAUUUUUUCUGUACUUUGCCUUUUCUGGAUAACAGGAGGUUAUUAAAUUCACCUUGAAUGUA